CCCCUGCCCCGCUGCCCCCCGACGUCCCCGUCAUCAGCCUGGGGCACACCAAGCGCCCGCCCCCCCCUGACGUGCCCACCACCGAGCUGACGGCCCUGCACCCCAUCCCGUCCCUGGUGCAGCUCUCAGCCCUGCCCCCGGCGCCCCCCCCGGCCCCCAUGCCGCUCGCCGGCCUUCAGAGCCCGCUCCUGCCCCCGCAGUACCACCCCCACCCCUUCCUCAACAGCGUCUACAUUGGCACCUCCGGCUCCCUCGGCCUCUAUCCCAGCAGCCGCCUCAAGCGCCGGCCCAGCCCCUUGGAGCAGGAGCUGAUGGAUG
Terrapene triunguis (Three-toed box turtle) is the source of this 318-nucleotide messenger RNA. RefSeq names its product protein lyl-1-like. Lineage: Eukaryota; Metazoa; Chordata; Testudines; Emydidae. Gene Ontology annotation, molecular function: RNA polymerase II cis-regulatory region sequence-specific DNA binding; DNA-binding transcription factor activity, RNA polymerase II-specific. The annotation marks the transcript as partial. The record is from RefSeq and is a predicted model, not a curated record. Gene Ontology annotation, biological process: regulation of transcription by RNA polymerase II. The transcript is spliced from 2 exons.